Molecule: messenger RNA, 1475 nt
Organism: Trichomycterus rosablanca
Lineage: Eukaryota; Metazoa; Chordata; Actinopteri; Siluriformes; Trichomycteridae
Gene: gfap
Product: glial fibrillary acidic protein
Exons: 9
Coding region: 1-1329 (442 amino acids)
Biological process (GO): regulation of chaperone-mediated autophagy; intermediate filament organization
Cellular component (GO): cytoplasm; intermediate filament; cell projection
Molecular function (GO): structural constituent of cytoskeleton
Source: RefSeq, a predicted model, not a curated record
AUGGAAAGCCAGCGCAUCUCCACCUACCGCAAGCGUUUCGGGACUCAGUCCAGUCCGGUGACCCCCAUCACCAGGACAUUCGGCCGCCUGUCCCUGCACGGCAGCCCACGCCACACCGCUUUGUCCAGUCCCGCCGCCCUGUCCAGUUUGUCCCGUCUGUCUCUGGGCGCUGACCGCCUGGACUUCUCGGUCGACUCGCUUCUGAAGGCUCAGUACCGCGAGACUCGCACCAAUGAGAAGGUCGAGCUGAUGGGCCUGAACGACCGCUUCGCUAGCUACAUCGAGAAGGUGCGCUUCCUGGAGCAGCAGAACAAGGUGCUGGUGGCCGAGCUGAAUCAGCUGCGCGGGAAGGAACCCAGCCGUCUGGGGGACAUCUACCAGGAGGAGCUGAAGGAGCUACGCAGGCAGGUGGACGGCCUGAACAACGCCAAAGCAAGGCUGGAGAUUGAGAAGGACAACUUGGGAGCAGAUGUGGCUACACUAAAGCAGAGACUCCAGGAUGAGAUAACCCAGCGACAAGAGGCAGAAAACAGCCUGAAUGGGUUUAGACAGGAUGUGGAUGAGGCGGCUCUGACCAGGGUGCAGCUGGAGCGGAAGAUUGAAGCGCAGCAGGAUGAGAUUAACUUCCUGAAGAAAGUCCACGAGGAGGAGAUGAGGGAGCUGCAGGAGCAGUUGAUGGCUCAGCAGGUACAUGUGGAUCUGGACGUGUCCAAACCGGACCUGACCGCAGCGCUGAGGGAGAUCAGGGUGCAGUACGAAUCCAUGGCUGCGUCCAACAUGCAGGAGACCGAGGAGUGGUACCGUUCCAAAUUUGCUGACCUGACUGAUGCAGCCAAUCGGAACGCAGAGGCUCUGAGACAGGCGAAGCAGGAAGCCAAUGAUUAUCGCAGACAGAUUCAGGUCCUCACGUGUGAUCUGGAGUCGAUGCGCGGAAGUAACGACUCUCUGGAACGCCAGCUGCGAGAGAUAGAGGAGCGUUUCUCCACUGAGACAGCGGCUUAUCAGGACACGGUGGCACGUCUAGAGGACGAGAUUCAGGCUCUGAAGGAGGAGAUGGCUCGACAUCUGCAGGAGUACCAGGAUUUACUCAAUGUGAAACUGGCCCUGGACAUAGAGAUCACCACCUACAGGAAGCUGCUGGAGGGCGAGGAGAGCAGGAUCACUGUUCCUGUGCAGAGUUUCGCCAACCUGCACUUUAGAGAAACCAGUAUAGACACUAAAGUUCCUCCUGAACCUUAUCUGAAGAGAAGCAUCGUCGUUCGAACUGUUGAAACACGUGAUGGAGAGAUCAUUAAGGAGUCGACCACUGAGAGAAAGGAGCUGCCAUAAUCUUUUCUGGACUUCACUGAUGAGUCCAAGUCUCUAGUUUCAGAUGCUGUUAUCUAGUGCUGCACCGUCCAGACAAAACAACAAUUUACUAUUACAGUUCCAGUGAUAAUUAUAAACAUGCUAAAAUGUAUUACAGACUAGAUUGU